Messenger RNA from Seriola dumerili (greater amberjack), 2002 nucleotides. It is a transcript of the gene nrm, whose product is annotated as nurim. NCBI's taxonomy places the organism in Eukaryota, Metazoa, Chordata, Actinopteri, Carangiformes, Carangidae. The record is from RefSeq and is a predicted model, not a curated record. The coding region runs from base 6 to 848 and encodes 280 amino acids. The transcript is spliced from 4 exons. Gene Ontology annotation, cellular component: nuclear membrane.
UUGAAAUGGCGUCAGUCACGGUACGUGGCUGGGCUCUCUGCACCGUGUCUCUGCUAAACUUUGCGUUUGUUUUCAUAUCUGGUGCAGACUUUAUUCGGUUUAUAUCAUUUCGAGCCAUUUAUCAUAACAUCACCGGGGAGACAACACUGUGUCAAGACUCCAUACCGUGGUCGGUGGCCCUGCAGGACAGCUCUGUCCUCAGGUCUCUUGUUGUCGAUCUGGGACUGCUGGCUCUCUUCACCACACAGCACAGUCUGCUCUCCUGGUCACCUGUCAAACAGGCCCUACAGUCGGUGCUUGGGGCACUGAACAGGACAGCAUACUGCUUCACUACUGCACUGGCACUCCAGAUCAUGAUGAGGUACUGGCAGCCUGUGACUAGCGCCCCCUGUCUGUGGUCAGUGCGUCAUGCACCCUGGAGUAUCUGGUUCCCUCUGCUCUGCUUCUCUCUGCACUUCCUCUGCUGGGCCAUCAUCUGCAGCAUCCUCAUGCUUGUUGAUUACCCAGAACUGCUGGGCAUCAAACAGGUGUAUUACGAGUGUCUCGGUUUAGGAGACCCCCUGUCUCACAAGUCACCCCACGCCCAGCGCUUCCUGUCUCACCUCCGCCACCCGGUUUGCCUGGAGCUGGGCGUCGUGUUGUGGCUCCUGCCGGCCUUGUCCCUGGACAGGCUCCUGCUGGCGGGGACUCUGUCGGCCUACCUGGCCCUGGCACACUCUCUGGACAAACAGGAUUUAGCCUACCUCUGCAUCCAGAUUAACAGCAAGAUGCAGCUCCUUGCCGAGCCACACCGGGGCAUCGCCGACACCACCGGCAGGGACAACAGCAGCAACCACAAGGAGAAGUGAAGAGAAGGUGUUCAAACUGCCGAGAUGUGAAGCUCACUGCUGUCUUAAAAUUAACCAGAGAUAUUGUUCCAAAACUAACUUCAACAGAGCCUCUGUGAUCUUGUUGUACAAGCCUGCUCUACUAAUGGCCAACGACAACACUUGAACUGAAUUCUUUGCAACUUGACGCUGUAUUUUUUUACAUUUUUUUUACAUUUUCUUUUCACUGCAUAUAUUGUUUUAGAAAGGGAGAGUUUUAUUACAAAAGGAGAUCGUAUUCCAUUUGAAAACAUGAACACCUCCUCAACUAAUUAUGAUUAUCACUGGCUGGUAUUACUGUUACAUUUCUGAGCCAGCUUAAUGUAAAAGUUAUAUUUUUAUUGAUAUUUCUAUCUUCAGAUGAAAUUUAAGAGGAAAGAUUCAUACAAAAUGGAUCUUUUGUGUAGCUUGACCAAUACCACAUUUCUGCAGCUAAUACUGAGAUUUGGGAGUUUAAAUAAUCCAAUAAGUUUAUACUAUCUGCCAAUAGUAAACAACUUGAUGCGGAUCAUAUUAGGUUUUUUUUUUCUUAAAUUGUUAACAAGAUACAUAAUGAAAGGGACAUUUUGCAAUGAAACCCUCCAGAUAUUUUUUUUUUUUUUUAAUUAUGCUGGAUAUGUUUUAGUUUAUCAGAGUAUAUUUUUUAUAGGCUGUUAAAUUCCAUGUGCCAAGUGCAUUUAUUCUGUAUUUCUCAGCAUACUGAUUUCAAAUUUAAUUGUUCUUGGAGGAGAAUGUAAUGUUAAGAUUUCACACUGGCAAAAGCACAAAAACACAACUUGAUUUUUCCACAACUUGUAGCUGUAAUGAAAACAAGUCUAGUGGCAUUUCUCAGAUUUUGAAUGUAUUUCCUCUCUUGCUUAUGUUGUGGGUGCAUUUGCAGUAAUGUCAGACUAAUUGUAAGCCACUUGAAAUUGUGGUAUGUCAUGAUUUUCCCAUUUCAUCUUACUUGAUAAUCCAAGUAACUCAUGUCAGAGUCUUACAGCUUAUUGGCAGAGCGAUCUGCAUUUUCCUAAAUAUGUCACAGAGUCUCAAACUUCAAAGUACUGUAUGAUUACAUGUAUUGUGGGCAGAUAGUAGAUGUAACUCUAAAGACAAUGAUAACAACUAUUUUCAAGUUGUGUUGAAUAAAUGUAAUA